CAAGUUUAGUUUUAAAGAAUGUAAGAAUACAUCAAUUCAACAAAAGUGGGCUCCACUUCUUCAAAAAUAUCGUGAUAUAAAGAUAAAAUUUGCAAGUACUGAAGAUCCGAGUGUUACAGCACCUGUUACUAGUGAUUCAAUUUAUGGAAUUACUGAAAAUCAGGAUGAUGAAAGGAAAGCAAAUAUGAAAGAAUUUCAGGAUUUUAUUAAUGAACAAACUAAAAUUAUUUCUGAGAUCAGUGCACUCGUACUUCUGAGGUUCAGCAAAGACAGAUGA
Molecule: messenger RNA, 277 nt
Organism: Funneliformis mosseae
Lineage: Eukaryota; Fungi; Glomeromycota; Glomeromycetes; Glomerales; Glomeraceae
Source: the annotation of a GenBank genome assembly